GGCUAUAGAUUUUUUAGAUCCAUUGGCUUUAUCCUUCUCCUUCAUCCCAUGUUGACAGCUUCUGGUGCACCGCGGGAUAGCGAGAGACCCAAGAUGCUUUCCAGAGAGCAGCUCCUCCAUCUCUUCUCCCGCUUUGCUUUUCUCACUUCCCAACCCGAUGUAAAGAAGCAAAUCGCAGAUGCCGUCAAAGAUAAGCAGGGGAAAAUUCAAGAAGGAGGCUUACCUGAUUUUGAAAAACAAGUCCUCUUACUCAGCAAUCACUACUCAACAGUCACACAAACUGAAUCUGCAAAGUGCAAACAGAAAAAAAAUUAUCAACAGAGUUGCUAUCAGACUGUCACAUGAAGAAGAAAAGCAGAAACUCUUUAAACAUGAGGCAGUUGCUGUAACCACGACCCUCCAGGAGGAGAUUCUCCUGGAAAUGGGAAUUGAUCCAAGAUUUGGGAUUGCUUGCUUGGGAAAGGUGAAUUCAGUAUAUGAGAACGAUAGAGACUUAAUGAUCCAGUUUUAUAGAUUUGUUGCAAAGGAGGAAAUGGCCAUUGAUGAAGCUGAGCUCGAGGCUAACGAGUUUGCGGAGAAGAUGGACAAUCAGCAAAAAAUGCAAGAGCAGCAAUUGGAAAUGCUGAAGUAUAUCCGGAAGUUUCACCCAGAUGACCAAUCUGCAGUUCUUGAAAGUGAUAUCCGGACGAAGGAGAUUAUUGGGCGUGGUUCUAAACGAGGAUUGUAUCAUUUGGAUGACAUGGCUACAGGAAGGACUCAUUACUCUACAAGUUUGAAAGCUAACUCGAGAAAUCGGGUAUGGAUGUGGCAUAGACGAUUAGGUCAUCCUUCUUUCGGGUAUCUUAAGAAACUUUAUCCUAGUCUUUUUUCUGGUUGUGAGAAUGAGGAUUUGAAUUGUGAAACUUGCAUUAGAGCAAAGAGUCACCGUGUAUCCUUUCCUAGAAGUCCAAAUAAAAGUACAAUUCCAUUUGCUUUAAUACAUUCUGAUGUUGGGGUCCAUACCCAGUAAACUCUUCAAAUGGAAAUCGAUGGUUUGUACUGUU
Molecule: messenger RNA, 1043 nt
Organism: Asparagus officinalis (garden asparagus)
Lineage: Eukaryota; Viridiplantae; Streptophyta; Magnoliopsida; Asparagales; Asparagaceae
Exons: 8
Coding region: 179-1009 (276 amino acids)
Source: RefSeq, a predicted model, not a curated record